GUAAACACUUUAGUCGCGCGUAUUUGCGUUUUUAUCUGACUCGCUGCACACGCGGUAUCUCAGGGACAAGUUGUACAGAAGACAAACACGACAGGCAACAGUAACUGCGUAAUUAUGCAGAGUAACAGAAAGCGACCCCGCUUUUGUUCUACACGACUAAAAAAUGUCCAAUGACAGGAUAAACACACUGGUGUUGUGCGCGCUAUCCUUGGCUGUAAUCACGGACGCGGGGGAAACUUUUGAAAACAAAGUUCUUCAGUUGCUUCGUGAUGAGCCGGAGAACAUUAAAUGCUUUUCUGAGACGCUGAGGGACUUCACCUGUUUCUGGGAAGAGGAGAAGAAGAACAGUUACCUUGGUCAACACUCAUUCACCUUCAUUUAUCAGUACCAGAAUGAAAACAGCAGUGAAUGUGCUGUGUCUGAACUGCAUAUACAGGGGCCUAGUGGUAAAAGGCUGUUCUUCUGCAAUAUCCCGAAAACUCAACACUUUUCUCCACUCCAGCUACGUGUGUUUCAGGGUGGGAGAGAACUCUACAACCGUCGACUCUUCAUUGACCAUGCUGUUCUGCUGGAUCCUCCUGCCAACCUGACUGUGGUGAGCACAGGGAAACAAGGGGAACUGAACGUGAGCUGGCUGCCUCCUGCCGUGAAGUACAUUGAUGACAGUUUGAUGUACGAGAUCAGAUAUGUAGCAGAAGGGAGUCCUAUGCGGAAGGAAAUAGUGAAAGCCAGCACAAAAUUCACCCUGCGUAGCCUUCAAGCAAGCAGCAAAUACAAGGUGUUGGUCCGUGUCAAACCUGACGGAAUCACCUAUGAUGGUUACUGGAGUGCUUGGUCAGAUCCCGAGUUUGGGACUACAACCCCAAGUGACCCCCUGAUUGUGGUUCUGGUUCUCAUUAUCUCUCUGAUCCUCAUCCUGCUGUCCCUCACCAUGCUUCUAUCCCACCACAAAUUCCUGCUAAAGAAACUGUGGCCUGAAAUCCCUUCACCUGAGCACAAAUUCCCAGGCCUCUUCACAAUCUACAAAGGAGACUUCCAGGAGUGGCUUGGCCACUGUAAUGGCAGCAGAUGGCCAGUUUACAUGUACACAGAGGAGCUUCCUUCCUCUCUAGAGGUGCUAUCUGAAGUCAGUCAGCCACCAAUGACAAGUCACACAUCUACACAGAGGCCAGAAACAACCCCUAGAGCACCUGACUUCCUGAGAGAAGAACCACAGGCCAUAGAAGGAGCAGACAAUCAGUUAGAGACAGGUUUGAUUGUCCGAUGGCAAGAACCUCCACACAGCCACUGGUUGAUGGAGCAGCUGAGAACUUUUCAAGAGCAUCCGGAGGUCCUCUCCCAUUCAUCACUACUUGAGUCACAAGACACAUACGUCACCCUCAACCAGAACUCUCAGCGUGGCCGGGGAGAAGUGCAAAGGGAUGAUAGCUUUGAGGAGUCAUUGCCUCUGCAGGUUCUCUUUGCUAGCAAAGAGUCCUCCUUGAUGGCUGCCUCAGAUUCUGAUAUUGGCUCCCUCCCACAAUGUUCUGGGUCAGGAAGACUAUCAUCACAGUCAAGUCUUGAAUAUCCAAACCACACAUGGCCACCCAAAGGGCCAGGAUAUACCUACAUGGCUGUGGCAGACUCAGGAGUCUCCAUGGACUACAGUCCAAUGAGCUUCAGCAGAAUAACAGACAUGGGUAAUGGCACCAUCUAUGCCAAUGAGUACAAAAAUGAUAUUCCUGGACACAAGCGACCACUUAUUGGUUAUUGAUAUUGAUCAAAAAUCUUUCUGGAAAAAUGAAACAAUUUCAAAACCAAUGUUGAAAAAUGAUGUCCAAGAAUGUCCUUUGGGGAAUCAUGCAAAAGAUUUGAUGUGCUCAUGGAGAUGAUAACGGAGUUCAAAUCAGGGUCUCUUCACUGCGUUCUUCUGAAACUUUCAGAAUGACAGUGCAACAACCAAGAAAUGUAAGAAUCUCCUGGAGACAGUCAUACCUGGAUUAAUCAUACAUAAGCUAACUUCCUCUUCGAUACUACAGUUUUUUUCCUUUUCCUCUGGCAGCUGUUGAAGUGUAAAUUUUUUAACAUUUUUAUUAUUUUAUUUUUUUACAGAUCACCAAAUACUUCAUAUACCCUUUGAAAAGGUUUACAUUUUUUCUCAGUGUAAAUAGUGGUUGGUUUUCAACGCCUAUAUAUGGUUUUGGAGUUUGUAGGACCAUGUCCAUCCAUUUUGUGUCUGUUGGUUACUCAUAAUAUUAAAAGGGUUUAGUUGUUGUAAAAUAUGUAGAUACCUUUUCAACUGGCAUUAUAUGUGUUGCUAAAAAAUUUCGAUAUAGAUCAUGUGCCAUCAUAUUUUUCUGUUAUGUAAGCAAAUACCAAAAGCAAGAGUGUCUGAUAAAUUAUCUGACUUUGUCUUCAAAAAAAUUUUCCAGUCAGUUUAAUUGUUUGACUCCAAGUUUUGCAUAUAUAAAAUAUAGUGCUCUAUGUAGAUUUGAAAUAAGUAUGGUGGAUAAUAGAGAUAUCAUUAAUCUGCAAUUAAUUUGUACAAAAAACAAAUUGUAUAAUUUAAAAAAAUUCCAAAAAUCCAAUUUUUAAAAAAUUCUAGAACUGUUUACUAGAGCAGCUGAAAUGUACCAGUCUGUCAAAUGCUAUUUUAAGGCCUGUAAACUUUUUCCAACAGAGACAUUUUUGGACAAAUUGAAAUAAAAGUCAAAAUUAUAUAUUAUAAAUGACAUUUUAUUUAUUGACACUGAAUAUGACAAAUAUGUUAUUUGUGUAUUUCAGUAAUUAUUGAAUCUUUACUUUAUAUCAAAACAAAUUCCAGAACAAACUUUCGGUCACUUUCACCCAUUAGAAAACCGAUUCACUGACUACCUCACAUAUAUCAAGUCAAUGCACCCAUACAAAAAAGGGACUAAAGUGAAUUGUGAAUUGUCACAUAUAUUGUGUAACACAGUAAUUAUUUCAUAGUCAUACAAGUAAAUAAAUAAAUUUGUACAGUUCAUAGUCACAUUUUUUUAAUUAGUAUUUGCAACCUUACUCAAUAACGUAAUUAAGUGUGAAAAAUUGAUUGAUGCUUAACAUCAAACAAUAUCAUUUUACAGAUUAAUUAGAAACUACUGUAAAUACUACUGUAGCACCCAAUCAUCUGGCAUGUUUUUUUGUUUGUUUGUUUGUUUUUUUUAAACAGUCUAUAAUUAAGAAAGUUUGUUUUACUACCAAAACCUUCAGGUUUGGGGCACCGUGUGAAAUCGUUGAUGGUGAAAACUACAUUUAAGGAGACAUUUUAUUUUAAGCUUUUUUGUUUCUUUUGCAAGUCUGAUACAAUUAUGUUUAAUAAAAGAGCAGUUAUAACAUUGUACAUGCUAACCUUGUUUGUAUAAGCACUUCCAAGUAGAAACCCUUCGCUAAUAUGUCAUGUAUUGAAACUGUUAAAUGCAAGCAUCUUUUCAUAUAAAAUAAAGAUUCAGUUUUUCUUAA
Molecule: messenger RNA, 3459 nt
Organism: Ictalurus punctatus (channel catfish)
Lineage: Eukaryota; Metazoa; Chordata; Actinopteri; Siluriformes; Ictaluridae
Gene: epor
Product: erythropoietin receptor
Exons: 8
Coding region: 164-1753 (529 amino acids)
Biological process (GO): cytokine-mediated signaling pathway; hemopoiesis; positive regulation of cell population proliferation
Cellular component (GO): membrane; external side of plasma membrane
Molecular function (GO): protein binding; cytokine receptor activity
Source: RefSeq, a predicted model, not a curated record